This is a messenger RNA of Funneliformis geosporum, 1857 nucleotides long. The record is from the annotation of a GenBank genome assembly. Lineage: Eukaryota; Fungi; Glomeromycota; Glomeromycetes; Glomerales; Glomeraceae.
AUGGACUAUUUAAUAAUUCGAAGAGCCGAAGAUGCAGUUAGUAAUGGAGCAGUUUCGUUGGGUCUUGAUGAAAAGUUACAAAAAAUGAUCGGUUUGAUUCUAGCGAUAAGCAGCGGCGUAUUUAUUGGAUCAUCAUUUGUGUUUAAGAAAAAAGGCCUUAUUCAGGCCCAAGGUCAAGCCGGAUCAGUUGCGGGUCAAGGACAUAAUUAUCUUUCAAACGGAUUAUGGUGGACAGGAAUGAUACUAAUGAUUAUUGGCGAAAUAUGUAAUUUCGUUGCAUACGCUUUUACACAAGCUAUCCUAGUUACGCCCUUAGGUGCGCUUAGCGUAGUUAUUAGUGCCAUCUUAUCUUCCAUAUUCUUAAAAGAAAGAUUAAACUUUCAGGGUAAAAUAGGUUGCACGCAAUGUAUCAUCGGCGCAAUUAUAAUUGUUUUACAUGCUCCUAAUCAACAUACCCCAACAGAUAUCGAAGAUUUUAAAAGGAUGUUUUUCGCACCUGGUUUCUUGGUAUACGCGAUUUUGGCAAUAUUGGGAUCGCUAGUAAUUAUUUGGAAAAUAGCUCCAAUAUAUGGGUCAAAACAUAUGCUGGUAUACAUUGGGAUAUGUUCGUUAAUUGGAUCCUUAUCAGUGGUAACGACGCAAGGUCUUGGUACAGCUAUACUUAAAACGUUUCAAGGAAAUAAUCAAUUCACACAUUGGUUUCUUUACGUGCUCAUGGCAUUCGUGUUAAUAACGUUAUUAACGGAAAUUAAUUAUUUGAAUAAGGCAUUAAAUUUAUUUAAUACGGCAAUGGUAACACCAGUAUAUUACGUUACAUUUACAAGUCUGACGAUAAUGAGUUCGGCGAUCCUGUCACAAGGUUUUGAAGCCGAACCGAAAAGCGUUGUUACGGUUGUAAUGGGAUUUCUUGUGAUUUGUAGUGGUAUAGUAUUAUUACAAGUCUCAAAGUCAACAGGAUUAGAUAGUGUAGGAACAAUUGAUUCACCAACUGACGCAGAUCUCGCUGAUAAUAGAUUAAGCAGGGUUGAUUAUAAUCCCGGUGCAGCAGAAAUUCGAGCGAGUUUUGGUAGUAUUCGCAGAUAUUCUAUGAGUGCAGGUAAAACUCGCCCCACGUUGCCUUCACAUACCAUACCUACUAGUAUUAAAGAAGAUACGAAUAGAAGAACCCAGAGUCUGAAUUAUGGUAUAAUUAAGAGAAGUAGUAUGCGUGAUAGUAAUUUACCAACAAUUAACGAGUUUGACAAAAAUGCUGCACGUUAUUCGUCGACAACAACAAAAUCUUUAGGAAAUCCACAAAUUGAUCCAAUUACACUGACUCAUGAAAAACAUAAUCAAUCAAAGAAUUCAAUUAUAAGAUUUUUCUCUUCACCCAUCUCAACUGAACCUGAAGAACGAAAUGAUACUACGAGAAGUCACCCUAUCAUUCAUACCACAACACCUUCAUUUUCUUCUUCUUCAACAAAAGUUGCUACUCCUCAAACUCCAACAAAGGAAUUGCAAUUAAAUAAAGAAAAUGACGGAUAUUAUAAUGAGCUAACUUUACCCCCUUUACCUUCCCCACUUCAACAUCCAAUAAAUUAUCUCAAACAACAUUUGUCCCCAACCAAUUCAUUUAUUUUGGAUAAUGGUUCCACUAUCAAUAGUGAAAGUUAUAGUGGUACCGUCCGUGAUAAUUUAAGGAGACAAAGUAGCACUAGCUCAUAUAGAAGAUCUCAAAAUACCAUGAGCAUCGUCGAUAGAUUUAAAAUUGGUAGAAAUGUUGGCGGUGGAGUUGAUGAACAAGUUGAUAAUGAAGUUCAUGAAGGUUUGGUAAGGGAUGUAUCAAACAGGGGUUCUACUGGAAAAGACAUAAGAUAA